GCCCCGCGCCCUCCCGCUCGCUCCCCGCGCUCGUGCUCCCUGACGCCGGCUGCGGAGGGAACUGCUCUGCCCGCAGCUGGCGCAGCGCGGGGGCGGCCGCGGGUGGGCGGGAGCCGCGGGCCGGGGCGCCGAGCAUGAGCCGCCGGCGCCGGCCGCGCGCUGCUCGGGGCCGGGCUGCGGCGCGAGGGCGGCGCGGGAGCGACGCUGGCGCGGACCGAGGAAGCUAUGCCCCAGACAUCUGUGGUCUUCUCCAGCAUCCUUGGGCCCAACUGUAACAGACAGGUGCAGCCUGGCAUGGGGGAGAGAGGAGGUGGGGCCAGCAGUGGCUCCAAGGACCUCAUUUUUCAAGAUGGACGCCUCACUUCUGGGUCCUUGGAGGCCUUGAUGGAGCAUCUGGUCCCGACGGUGGACUAUUAUCCUGAUCGGACAUACAUCUUCACAUUUCUCCUGAGUUCCCGGGUCUUCGUGCCCCCUCAUGACCUUCUGGCUCGAGUAGGGCAGAUCUGCCUGGAGCAGAGGCAACAGCUAGAGGCUGGGCCUGAGAAGGCCAAGCUGAAGUCCUUCUCGACCAAGAUCGUGCAGCUGUUGAAGGAGUGGACGGAGGCCUUCCCUUAUGACUUCCAGGACGAGAAGGUCAUGGCGGAGCUGAAGGCCAUCGCACACCGCGUCACUCAGUGUGACGAGGAGAACGGCACAGUGAAGAAAGCCAUUGCCCAAAUGAUACAAAGCUUGCUGCUGUCCCUGGCUGCCCGAAGUCAGCUCCAAGAGCUUCGGGAGAAGCUCCGGUCACCAGUUGUGGACAAAGGGCCCGUCCUUAAGGCCAAGCCACCAGCUGCCCAGAAAGACAUCCUGGGUGUGUGCAGUGACCCCCUGGUGCUGGCCCAGCAGCUGACUCACAUUGAACUGGAGCGGGUCAACACUAUCCGCCCCGAGGACCUGAUGCAGAUCAUCAGCCACAUGGACUCUUUGGACAAUCACAGGUGCCGUGGAGACAUGACUAAGACCUUCAGUUUAGAAGCCUAUGACAACUGGUUCAACUGCUUGAGCAUGCUCGUGGCUACAGAGGUGUGCCGGGUGGUAAAGAAGAAACACCGGACCCGCAUGCUGGAGUUCUUCAUUGAUGUGGCCCGAGAGUGUUUCAACAUCGGGAACUUCAACUCCAUGAUGGCCAUCAUAUCUGGCAUGAACCUCAGCCCAGUGGCACGGCUGAAGAAAACGUGGUCCAAAGUCAAGACAGCCAAGUUUGAUGUCUUGGAGCAUCACAUGGACCCCUCCAGCAACUUCUGCAACUACCGGACAGCCCUGCAGGGGGCGACACAGAGGUCCCAGACAGCCAACAGCAGCCGUGAGAAGAUUGUCAUCCCCGUGUUCAACCUCUUCGUUAAGGACAUCUACUUUCUACACAAAAUCCACACCAACCACCUGCCCAAUGGGCACAUUAACUUCAAAAAAUUUUGGGAGAUUUCCAGACAGAUCCAUGAGUUCAUGACAUGGACACAGGUAGAGUGUCCCUUUGAGAAGGACAAGAAGAUUCAGAGUUAUGUGCUCACGGCGCCCAUCUACAGCGAGGAAGCUCUCUUCAUCGCCUCCUUUGAAAGUGAAGGUCCUGAGAAUCACAUGGAGAAGGACAGCUGGAAGGCACUCAGGACCACUCUCCUUAACAGAGCCUGAGGAUGCGGCCUGCAGAUGCCACAUGAAGCAGAAAACACGAAUCUCGGUGAUAUUGCGACGGAUGCAGGCUAAGAGCGGCGAGGCCUCACUGGCUGGGGUCCAUUUUGUAUAUAACUUUUAUGAAAAGGAAGACGGUAGUUAUCUCACGCAUCAGCCUUUGGCGUUUACACAGUCCUCUUUUUUGUUGUUGUUAUUUAUUUUAAACGGGGCAGGGCCCUGUUUUGGGGAGGGGCGGGAAAGAGUAUCAUGGGAGAUGGUAACCAUGGUAACAUCUUAUUCUAAUGAAAUGUAGAUUUUUAUUUUCUACUUUUGAUGAUUAGCAUCCUAUAAAAAAAAAAAAAUUUAAAAGAACCCAACCAAAACCAAUGUGAGCCCUGCCUGCUCGGACGCCUCUCCAGCCAGCGUCUCUGAUGUUGGGGUUAGUGCCUUAGAGGGUACUGGGGGUCCAGCCUUCCUGUUCCAUUGUCGGAACUGAAGCCAACUCUGUCCUGUGCCACAAGGAGCCCACCCUCAGCAGCCUGGGCCACCAGGUUCCCACAGGAAGGGCUGGAGUGGCCAGGAAGUCUUGUCUGCACACUUCUGGAAGGGAACCCUUACAUACGGGCUUUCCAAAGUUUACAUUUUCAUUUUCCUUUAUCAGGGAUUUAUGGGGUUGGGAGGGGACGAGGGGAUGCCUGACAGCAUAUUUUCUGUGAGAAUAUGUUUGGCAAAUGGUUCUUCAGUUGUGUUUUAGAAGGAAAAAAAAAAAACAAAAAACAAACAACAACAACAACCCAACCCUGCCAAUCCAGGGAGGGUGUUGUAGUGUUGUCAGUCUUCCCUGCACGGAGGCGCUGCAGGGGAGACAACACAAAGGCGGACUCAAGGAUGCCAAGGCUGUCUGAAGCUGGAACACAAAGAGAAGGGAAAGAAACAUGGGUAUGUGGCAGACAGCCUCCCCUCCCUCUGGUAGGAGCCCCCACCCCCACCCCAUGGGUAAUCUGAAACUCAAUUAGCCAGGCAGCCCCCACCACCAAAGCACUUUCGGAUCAAACUGUCCAACUUGGAGCAGUGUAUUUCUGAUCCAAACAGGGGAUUGUGGUUCAUCUUUCCUGUCUGACUUCUCGGCGUGAACCCUGGGUCCUGGGUGGGAUGGCUCUGUCCCUCAGACAGCUGGAGACAUCUACACUGAUUUGCUUGGCUUGGGUGGGAGCUGUCUGUCUAGAGGCCCAGUAUGGAAUGGUUGGUCCCAUUUCCAGAGCUUCUUUGGACGGCCUGGAGAUGACCGGCCAGGCCAUAGGGAGGUGGGCGAUGGCCACCCUCAGCCUCGAGGAGCCGAGUAGCUACACUGUAUCGUCAGUGUGUUUGCACUUUUCAGACCUUCUAGCUGGUACAGAUUGUAUAUUGAUAGUACAUAUCGAUUUGUUAUGUCUUUGAGAUAAAGGCUGGAAACUUGAGAAUAUAUAUAUUUGGAAUAUAAUGUUAGAGCAUUUUUUCUGUACAUGUGUUAAGAGCCUUCAGUCCAUGUGUGCUUCAGGGGUCACCGGUUCCAGUAUCUUCUUGAUAAAGUGUCUACAUUGCUCUUUUAUUGCCCCCAAUUUGAUACACCCUCCAUUUGAUGUUUUGGUAUUUGGAGUUGAACUCUGAUAUAGAGCUGUACCAUACGCAGGAUGUCAGUUGUGGUGUGACUGAAUGUACUUGCAUCAAUAAAAGAACAUGUUGCUCUUC
Mus pahari (shrew mouse) is the source of this 3378-nucleotide messenger RNA. It is a transcript of the gene Rasgef1a, whose product is annotated as RasGEF domain family member 1A. Lineage: Eukaryota; Metazoa; Chordata; Mammalia; Rodentia; Muridae. Bases 226 to 1671 code for a protein of 481 amino acids. Gene Ontology annotation, biological process: Ras protein signal transduction; positive regulation of GTPase activity. The transcript has 13 exons. Gene Ontology annotation, molecular function: guanyl-nucleotide exchange factor activity. The record is from RefSeq and is a predicted model, not a curated record. Gene Ontology annotation, cellular component: plasma membrane.